AAUGACACGUCUCGCCAUUUGAUACUCAAUAUCACCACCACCACUCACUCACUCACUCACGCACUCACUCACACACACACAGAUCACUGCCCGUAACGCCCAUUUUCAACUUCCCUAAAACCCACACGCAUUGAAAUCCGCGCUCUAGUUCAUACGUUUCUCAUCUUUUUACCUGUACUCUGCUUUCGACAAAAACCCCAUCAUGGGAGAGGAGGAGAAGAAGAAGCCGGAGGAGAAGAAAAUGGCGGAGGAAAUCGAUGUUAAGAAACCAGCUGCUGAUGACUUGAAGGAAAAGAAAGAGGAGAAUCAGCCGUCGGAGAAAUCGCUGCCGGAGAAGAAGGAGGAGGGAAAAACAGAGGAACCCAAUGAAGGUAAGGAUGCUAAGGAGCAGGAUUCACCGCCGCCGCCACCGCCGGAGAUUGUUCUCAAAGUUUACAUGCAUUGUGAAGGCUGUGCUCGGAAAGUCCGCCGCUGUCUCAAAGGCUUUGAAGGAGUUGAAGAUGUAAUCACUGAUUGCAAGACCCAUAAAGUGAUUAUAAAAGGGGAAAAGGCAGAUCCAUUGAAGGUCUUGGACAGAGUACAGAAGAAAAGCCAUAGACAGGUGGAGCUUCUAUCUCCGAUCCCAAAACCGCCGCCGCCGGCGGAGGAACCAAAACCAGAGGAGAAAGAAACACCGAAAUCUGAAGAGAAAAAAGAAGAGCCACAGGUCGUGACAGUGAUAUUAAGCGUUCAUAUGCAUUGCGAGGGUUGUGCUCAAGAAAUCAAGAAGCGGAUAUUACGAAUGAAAGGGGUGGAUUCAGUGGAGCCAGAUCUGAAAACCUCACAAGUUACAGUAACCGGCGUGUUCGACCCACCAAAGCUUGUGAACUUCGUGCACAGAAGAACCGGAAAACACGCCGUAAUAGUUAAAACAGACCCAGAAACGAAAGAGAAAGACGGCGAGGCUAAGGAAGGGAAAGAGGAGAAAGCGAAAGAAGAAGGCGGGAAAGAGAAGAAGGGCGACGGCGGCGACGGAGAGGGGAAAGAAGGAGAGGGCGGAGGAGAGGGGAAAGACGGCGGAGAAGCGGCGGCGGCGGCGGAAGAGGCGAAAGUGGUGGAGGUGAUAAGAAAUGAGUAUCAGUAUUACGCACAGAGAUACGCCAUGGAAAUGUACGCUUAUCCGCCGCAGAUUUUCAGCGAUGAAAAUCCAAAUGCGUGCUCUGUUAUGUGAAUUAAAGGUUGAAGAUGAUGAGUCACAGUCGAUUAGAA
Cucurbita pepo subsp. pepo (vegetable marrow) is the source of this 1248-nucleotide messenger RNA. Its product is annotated as heavy metal-associated isoprenylated plant protein 7. Gene Ontology annotation, molecular function: metal ion binding. Lineage: Eukaryota; Viridiplantae; Streptophyta; Magnoliopsida; Cucurbitales; Cucurbitaceae. The record is from RefSeq and is a predicted model, not a curated record.